This is a messenger RNA of Eleginops maclovinus (Patagonian blennie), 4259 nucleotides long. RefSeq names its product connector enhancer of kinase suppressor of ras 3-like. Gene Ontology annotation, cellular component: cytoplasm; membrane. The transcript is spliced from 25 exons. NCBI's taxonomy places the organism in Eukaryota, Metazoa, Chordata, Actinopteri, Perciformes, Eleginopidae. Gene Ontology annotation, molecular function: protein binding. The record is from RefSeq and is a predicted model, not a curated record. Gene Ontology annotation, biological process: regulation of signal transduction.
GGAUUUCACUUCAGUCCAGCCUCCAUUCACUCACGCGUGUAGGGAGUUGAGUUGAUCAGUGAACACAAACAGAGGAACAGCGCGGACCUGUUGAGGAGAAUGUGACAGCAAUUUAUUUUCUGUUAAAUUUGUCGAACCUCGUCGCCAAACCUUGGCACAUUUGUGUCGCUUUAAUAGCUUUUAAAGACGCCAUGGAGCCGAUAACGAAGUGGACUCAAAAGCAAGUUGUCGAAUGGAUGAGGGGUUUGGACGACAGCCUGCAGCAGUAUGUGAGCAACUUUGAGCGGGAGAAGAUCAGUGGGGAGCAGCUGCUGAAGAUCACGCAUCAAGACCUGGAGGAGCUCGGUGUGGCCAGGAUCGGCCACCAGGAGCUGGUGCUGGAGGCCGUGGACCUGCUCUGCGCUCUGAACUAUGGGGUGGAGACGGACAACUUGAAGAAUCUGGUUGUGAGGAUGCGAGCCGCCACCAACAGUCUACACAUGGCCACGUCUGACCGCAGGAAAAGCCCCGCGUACGACGGCAGCAUCUCUCGCAAGCCCCCCAACGACUUCCUCACCUCUGUGGUGGAUCUGAUCGGCGCUGCGAAGAGCCUCCUGGCUUGGCUCGACAGGACGCCUCUUACAGGGAUCAGUGACUUCACAGCCACCAAGAACAAGAUCAUUCAGCUGUGCCUGGAGCUCACCACCACAGUUCAACAGGACUGCAGUGUUUACGAGAUGGAAGAGAAGAUCCUGGAAGUUUCGAAGAUCCUGAACAACAUCUGCGAUCAGACCGUGAGAACCACCUCUGACCCCCUCAUGAGCCAGUCAGCAUGCCUGGAUGAAGUCCGGCUGACCAAUAUAAACCCGGGAGAGGGCCUGGGGAUGUAUAUCAAGUCUACCUACGAUGGGUUGCAUGUCAUCACAGGAACCACAGAACAUUCACCUGCAGACCUCUCUAGGAAGAUCCAUGCUGGCGAUGAGGUGAUCCAGGUCAACCACCAAACAGUGGUGGGCUGGCAGCUGAAGUACCUGGUUGUCAAACUGCGGGAGGACCCAAAAGGUGUGGCGCUACUUCUUAAGAAGAGGCCCACGGGCUCAUCAGGUUUCACCCCUGCCCCGCUCAAGAACAUGCGCUGGAAGCCCCCAGUACAACAGAACAAUUCCUCCUUGAUCAGAACCCAAUCUCCCUGCGGCUCGGCCAACGGCUCGACCAAAAAGGAGAAGCCGGCCAUCCUGGACUUAUACAUCCCCCCUCCUCCUCCGAUGCCUUACACCCCACGGUGAGCUAGAGGGGAGACAGAAACCUUCAGCAGCAUCAGUAAAAGACCAAAGGGCUCCGAGUCACCAAACUCCUACUUGGACCAGGAGAGCAUGAGGCGCUGCACCAUUGCAGAAUACGACAAACUGAGCUUCGGAUGUCCCAUCGAGGCCAACGUGAUCCAGAGCAGAUUGAGGGAGCACAAGCCCUCGCGUGGGAAGCCCCGACCUCUCUCCAUGCCAGUGGACACCUGCCUUGGGGUGAUAGAUCCCUAUGCUAAACCCUGGACACAAGGAAGGAAAGGCGAAGACCUCCUCUACAGAUACCUGAGCAACGAGAGGAUCCCCACCAUUGCAGAGGAGGUCCCCUCAGUGUCACCCCCUUACAGGCCUGCGGGAGAGCGUCACCUGGUCAGAGUGGACCACAUCAGGGGCAGCCGCUACUACUCCAACUCAGACCUCCACAACAGUGCCACCAUCCCCUACCAGGAGGACCUGAAAAAGGCCCCCGUAGGCCCCACCUCCAAGCGCGCCACAGCAGAUCGCUCCCUACUGGGACCUGACUGGCACUCUAGCAGUGACAUCCUCAACCGGUAUAAUCAACCACAAAUACGAUCCUGGUCCUUCUCCCAAGCAGCUGCCUUCCCCAUAUCUGUGCCUCCUUCCAUGGCUGCCGAUGACUACAACCCUGUCUCCCUCCGACACAAAUCCAAGAAGAAGAUUCGAGGAGGCAAUGGUACAAUGAGCAGGAGGCGGAUUUCGGUCAAAGAGCUGGGUCAACCAGACCACCAGGGCUGGCUGUACAGGAAGAAAGAGAGCAAAGGCUUCCUGGGUAUCAAAUGGAAGAAGUACUGGUUUGUGCUGAAGAAGACGGCUCUAUACUGGUACAACAACCAGCUGGCGGAAAAGGCUGAGGGCUACAUUGACCUCGCAAACUUCAUGAUCGACCGAGCCAUAGAGUGCAAGAAGAAACAUGCUUUCAAAGCUUGCCACCCACAAGUCAUGAUGUUCUAUUUUGCUGCUGAGAGCCACGAAGACAUGAACCUGUGGUUGAAUAAGCUCGGGCUAGCCUCCAUUAAGUAUGAACCAACAGAAGAAAACACGGCAGUCGAGUGUUACAGUGAAGCCAGUGACCAUGAAGAAGCUGAAAGCACAGAGAUUCCCCCUCCACCAUACUCUGAACAAACCCUGCGGGACUCUGUGGAUGCACCUGUCCCACCUGGAAGCACAAAUACGGGAACACUUCCUCCCCCCUACUCCUCCGCGGUUGCCAGCGAAGCCACCGGCUCGCUCUCGUCACCUGUCAGCACCAUGACAUCACAAAGCUCCACCUCCUCGCUCGCCAAGCACCGGCAGUCCUGGUUGGACCUGGUCUCGCAAGCACCCCCUCCCGCUGGGGAAACGGCAGUGGUGUGCUCAGUUCAAGUACACUCACACCAGCCUCCACAAGGGGAGGCUGAAGAAGAGGAGGACCACCAGGUGUCAGAGAGCUCUUCUUAUCAGGAUUCUCUGGAAAUGGGGUCCCACGAAGAAAGCCCUGCUGUGGAAGGGAAUGCUCCGGGGAUCGUUUCAGGUGCUGAAAGUGAAGGGGAUCGUGGGAACAGCUCCGAUGAGAUGGAGAAGCUGUAUAUUCAUCUAAAAGAGGCCAGCCUUUCGCCAAUAGGAGACCGUAAACCAUCCACGAAAAGGGAGUUUAGGGCCUCCUUUGUAAAACGCUGUAAAAACCACACUGUCAAUGAUAAGCUGCACCUUAUCAGGACUCUCAACAGCACAUUAAAGUCAAAAGAGGCAGACCUACAUGCAAUAGAGCUGGUGUUGACGGACCCCAGGCUUACCUCAGAAAAGUUCAAACAGUGGAAGGAGGCCAAUGGACCACUGCUGCAGGAGAUCUGUGUUAAACGUGACCAGAAGGUGGCGCCAGAGGCCACAAAAGCUGCAGCAUCAGUCAUUGCUGUUCCUGUGGUUGAGACCAGUUUAUAAGGACUCCUCGUCGCUCAGAGACUUCACACUCACAUACUCACACUGACUACUGUUCCAUAUCAAUGCUUUUUCAGUGCUAUUCAACAAGUAACUGGAUCAAUGAAGAAGUGUGUUUUUAGUUCCUAAUUGGACGUUAUAUGAUUAGCAGGUCGCGUAAAAUGUGAAACAUGUCUUAGUAUUACUUUUACUUUUCGAUUUGCAAGAUAAGCAAACUUUACAGAUUGUUUUUAUGAUUUAAGUAUGUGAACCUUGUUUUUCCAAUGGAUCCAUUGUUUACUGCCUGGAAACACUUGUUUUUAGUGCAUGUUUUAUCUACUUUUGACUUCAUCAGUAGUAGUAAACACAUUUUAACUGUUACUGUUAAGUCAAUUAUUGGUGCCAUGCACCAUCACUGCCUGUUACACAUCAGUUUUACAGCAACUGUUUAAAUGAUUGAUGCAUGUUGUUCGCCCUAUAACUGAUAUCUGACCUUCCAGACUGAAAACCGGAGUCGGAGUUUUUUCUAAUUGUACUAAAGCCAAUACAUAAGAAAUCAAAUCUACAACAUAAAACCUUACAAACCUGCUUUGUAGUUUUUUGACCACAAACAUUAACAACUUAAUUUAUAUUUUAUAUGGAUGUGAAAAAUACUUUAUUACAAACAUAUAUUUACAGUCUACUUAACUUUAGGUAGGAUGUAGCAGUACUGUUAACACAGAAUACAUGACUUAUAUUUCUCAGGGAAAAAAAACACUUUAAUAUUGUUCUUAAAGAUAGACCACCCCAGGUUUGUAUUAACAAGUUGAGUAUAUUUCCCCUCUAUCAGUUACAUGCACAGUCACAACUCCAGAGAGCAACAGGUUUUGGAGAGCUAGAAGGGGGCCAAACCAAGCUCCAGGCACAAAUAGGCAUUUUUUAUAAACCAUGUUUUAUAUUCUUUUGCAUGUUAAAUAUUAACUGUAAAUAUGUGUACAUGGAUGUGUGACAUUAAUUCUCUGUGAUCUCGAAUCUGGCAUGUUGCCCAUUUGUAUACAGGAAAAUAAAGUGUUAUCGAAGAAUUAA